This is a messenger RNA of Cydia amplana, 437 nucleotides long. RefSeq names its product chorion class CA protein ERA.1-like. NCBI's taxonomy places the organism in Eukaryota, Metazoa, Arthropoda, Insecta, Lepidoptera, Tortricidae. The transcript has 2 exons. The record is from RefSeq and is a predicted model, not a curated record. Bases 87 to 437 code for a protein of 116 amino acids.
UCUCCUGCGAUAGUAAAUAGUAUAAAUGUGUCAAUGAAACUAGAAUAAUCAUUCUAACUUCCAUUACCGAAGAAAGAACAUUCAAAAUGUCCCGAUUCGCAGUCGUUGUGUUGUGCGCCAUGGCUUUCCUGGUCCAGGCUGUGCUUAGCCAGAAACAGUACGGUUGCAACCAAAUCUCUUACGGCAAGUCCGGAGUGGUUCUCAGCGGGAUCAGCUCGAGCUCGUCCAGCAAGAGCGAGUCCAGCUACGGCUCUACCGCAUCGUACGGCGGCUCGGGCACCGGGCAAGUCGGCGUGUCCGGCGACAUCGGCGUGAGCGGCACCACCUGCGUCGUCGGCUCCGUGCCCGUGCUCGGCUCCGUCGACUUCGGCGGAUGCGUGCCCGCCUGCGGCUCCGUGUCCAUCAAGGGACAGUGCGGGUGCGGUUGCAAAGCUUAG